Megalopta genalis is the source of this 1669-nucleotide messenger RNA. Its product is annotated as rRNA methyltransferase 3, mitochondrial. NCBI's taxonomy places the organism in Eukaryota, Metazoa, Arthropoda, Insecta, Hymenoptera, Halictidae. The record is from RefSeq and is a predicted model, not a curated record. Gene Ontology annotation, biological process: RNA processing. Gene Ontology annotation, molecular function: RNA binding; RNA methyltransferase activity.
GUCGAAGUCGACGAAUCGAUUGUUGUCGAUUACAAUUCUAAUUCUAACCUAGUGCUGUAUAAAUUAUAACCUAGUACACAUAUGUAGGUAGAAUAAUAAUUUGUUGCAGAGACUCGAAAAAAAGAGAAUGGUACUUUUUAAUGUGAUGCACGGUACUCUUCGAUCUCUUGGGCGUUCAACGAAAUACGAAUCGAUUAAAACAACCGCCAAUGUAACGUUGAAUCUAACCCGAACGCGAAUGAAAUGGGCUAGCCGUACACCGGUCGCAAUUGUUAACGAAGAUGAACUUUACGAUAACGAAGACACUACCAAAAAAAGCUAUACCGCAAGUAAGAGGAUAAAAAGUACAUCGAAAAAAAAGCGUGGGGAAAUUUCAACGGUUGAGAACAAAAAACGUGUCACCGUGUUCGAAUAUAAUGAUCCAACCAUAACAUCCUUAAUGACCAAAAUUAGAUCACGGAAGAGAAGGGAAAAGAACGAUAAAAUAAUUUUGGAAGGGUACAGAUUGAUCAAGGACGCGCUCGAAGCUGGUGCACAAUUGGAAAUUAUUCUCUUCAACAAUCAAUUCGAUAUCGAUAAAUUAAAUCGUAUUAUCCCUGACGAUGCGCAACUUUAUAAAGUUCCGUAUAAAACUAUUCAAUUAUGGUCUACUUUAACCAGCCCACCCGGAGUGAUGGGAAUUUUUAAGACUCCCAAUGUAGAGAACAACGUUACUAACAGCGACUUGUUACCCCUUACUAUUAUUUGCGACAACGUGAGGGAUCCGGGAAACAUGGGAUCGAUUAUGAGAGCAGCGGCAGGCGUAGGUUGUGAAAAAUUAAUUUUAGUAAAAGGUUGCGUGGAUCUGUGGGAACCAAAAGUCCUAAGGACUGCGAGUGGUGCUCACUUCCGACUGCCUAUUCAUGCGUUUCCAUCGUGGGACGAGGUUCUGCCGUUGAUAAACGAAAGCUCGAACAUUUUUGUGGCCGACAGUAACUUCGGCGACGAGUUUGUACCAAAGUAUAGCACCGAUAUGCUUCAACCCAGCAGUGGAAUAUUCGACGUCGAUCCAAAAGAACUCAAAUUAAGCACGGCUAACCACGACGACGAUGCGAAUAAAAGCAUCGUAUCGGAGUCGAACGAAGCAGCCAAUAAAAAAACAAUGAGAGACCUUUUGUUGAAACUACCUAUCGUACCGUACUAUUCUAUGGAUUAUACGAAACAAGAAAUUGUGCUCGUCCUAAGCGGAGAAACCCAAGGUUUGUCUCUCGACUCGUACAAGUUGUUGAACGAUAGGAAAGCUAUUCGUAUCAACAUACCUUUGGUAAACGGAGUCGACAGUUUAAACACCGGAGUUGCCCUUGGCAUCGUUACAUUCGAAAUGAAGAGACAAUUUAUAAAAAAACAAGCUGAACUGUAAUAAAAUGUUUCAUCUUUCCACGAACGCGGUAUUGGACUACCGGACUAUAUUCGAUUUUCGUACUGUACGGAUAAAACACUGUACACCGAGCUCGCGUAAUAUACCUUACCCGUUGCUUUCACGGUAGCUUAAUUUUCACUAGCCACGAUCGGUUGAGCAGCAGCUGGUCGAACUGUCGGAAUUAGAAAUUACAAUGUUCGUUGUAACGCGUUUAUACGCGAUCUCCUCGAAAUUAUUCGAAUAAAAUAAAAUGCUUCGAGAGAAAACUUA